This is a messenger RNA of Anolis carolinensis (green anole), 1677 nucleotides long. RefSeq names its product cilia and flagella associated protein 68 (gene cfap68). Gene Ontology annotation, cellular component: nucleus. The transcript is spliced from 4 exons. The record is from RefSeq and is a predicted model, not a curated record. The coding region runs from base 1003 to 1521 and encodes 172 amino acids. NCBI's taxonomy places the organism in Eukaryota, Metazoa, Chordata, Lepidosauria, Squamata, Anolidae.
AUAAUAGAUAAUAUAAUAUGUGAUAUUUUGGUGCUAAAUUCGUCAAUAUACAGUAGAGUCUCACUUAUCCAACAUUCACUUAUCCAACGUUCUGGAUUAUCCAAUGCAUUUUUGUAGUCAAUGUUUUCAAUACAUCGUGAUAUUUUGGUGCUAAAUUCGUAAAUACAGUAGUUACUACGUAGCAUUACUGGAUAUUGAACUACUUUUUCUGUCAAAUUUGUUGUAUAACAUAAUGUUUUGGUGCUUAAUUUGUAAAAUCAUAACCUAAUUUGAUGUUUAAUAGUCUGCUCCUUAAUCUCUCCUUAUUAUCCAACAUAUUCGCUUAUCCAACGUUCUGCCGGCCCGUUUAGCUUGGAUAAGUGAGACUCUACUGAAAUUACUACAUAAUGUUAUUGUGUAUUGAACUGCUUUUUCUGUCGAUUUGUUGUCAAACAUGAUAUUUUGGUGCUUGAUUUGUAAAAUCAUAACGUAAUUUGAGGUUUAAUAGGCUUUCCCUUAAUGCCUCUUUAUUAUCCAACAUUUUCGCUUAUCCUACAUUCUGCCGGCCCGUUUAUGUUGAAUAAGCAAGACUCUACUGUACAUAUUAUAUAAUAAUAAUAUAAUACAUAUAAUAUUAUUAUUGUAAUAUAAUACAUAUUAUUAUAGUAUAAAGGCCUGUUACAAUUGCAACAAUUGUAGUCUUUGUGGAGAGAAAACUCUCCUUAUUCUAUAGCAUCAAGAAACGGCCAUUCAAGUGGUGCCGUGUACUUUGCCGCGGCAAAGUGCAUUUGUGAUCAUUUGGGACAGAAGGGACUAUGGCUGCCCAGUGACAUCAGGCCAAGCUGAUGACCAGGAAAUUGCAUCACAAAAUAAUCAGUUUUUCCUGCUUGGCAUCUGCACUCGAGCAAAAUCUGAAGCCCCUUAGACAUGAUUGGCAGCCCUUCAAUCUGCCCCAUUCAGGCUCUCCAUUUUCUCUGAGAUCCAAGUUUAAGAACAGAGCGAAGUAACAAGGGUUUAUUGGGUAUGGAUGAGUCCAGUAGCUCUUACACAUCGACUUCAGAUUCGGAGACCAUGUCCUUCUCUUGCUUCUAUAACCCUCUCCAUGGCUGCCUAUUGCAUGCCAACGGCCACGGAGAAGUGUGGACGGACUGGAACAGCACGGCCAAGUUCUUCCAGUAUGGAUGGCGAUGCACCACCAAUGAGGACUCGUACAACAACAAAACCCUUUUGGGGAACUGGAACGAGGAGCGUUACGACGUCCGGAAAGUGCUUCAGGCCAAGCCCAUGCCUUCCCAGUAUGCCCACUGCUUUGAGUCCACCUACUCCACCGAUUAUUCCAAGGAAACACCUCACAGCACUAGAAGAGUUAUGCGAGAGCCACACUGGUUCCCGGGACACCAGCCAGAGCUGGAGCCACCUCCUAUCAAGCGAACGGCUCGGUCGUGUUACAUGAUGGCUUACGACGAUCCCCAUAGCAAGGAAAGCCGCCACUUAGAUGAGAAGUUGCUCAGAAAGCCAGAAGAAACAACACAGAAACAGUAGGAUGUUUUGGAGGGGCUCUAUCGUGCCUUGGGACAACCUGAAUGGUCAGAAAGACAGUUUACAAGAUCUGGGUAUCCUCUCUCUCUCUCCCUUAAAGCCUGGGUUGCGGGGCAGGGACUCAGAAACUGUGUCUGGAAAUAAAAUGUGCACCAAAUA